AAUACAGUAAUAUACAACAAUAGUUUCGAGCACUACAGGUCCACAACUCUCUCUCAGUAGUCCUAUAAUAAGGCACCUCCAUCAGAUCACGCGCAGUUGAGUUCCUUGGUGAGCAGCUGAAAGCACAAAGGACGGACAAAUCAUGCUGGUGGUGAGCAUGGAAGAGCAUCCAAUGGGCGCCGUAGUCCUGGCGCUCAUUAUUGCGGCCGUCGCCGCCGUGUCCUUGCAGCACCUCAUCUCCCGGCGAGCCUCCCGUCGUCUUCCCCCUGGCCCGACUAGCCUCCCAGUGAUCGGGCACCUCCACCUGCUCCGGCCGCCGGUGCACCGCACCUUCCAGGAGCUGGCUGCCCGGGUGGGGCCCCUGAUGCACAUCCGCCUGGGGUCCACGCACUGCGUCGUGGCGAGCACCGCGGAGGUGGCGAGCGAGCUGAUCCGCAGCCACGAGGGGAGCAUCUCGGAGCGGCCGCUCACGGCGGUGGCCCGGCAGUUCGCCUACGGCUCCGCCGGCUUCGCCUUCGCCCCCUACAACACCCACUGGCGCUUCAUGAAGCGCCUCUGCAUGUCGGAGCUCCUCGGACCCCGCACCGUCGAGCACCUCCGCCCCGUCCGUCGCGCCGGCACCGUGUCCCUGCUGCGGGCCGCGCUGGCGGCGGCCUCCUCGCCGGCGGCCGAACCCUUCGACCUCACCCGCGAGCUCAUCCGCCUCUCCAACACCUCCAUCAUCCGCAUGGUCGCCAGCACCGUGCCGGGGAGCGUCGCGGACGAGGCGCAGGAGCUCGUCAAGGACGUGGCGGAGCUCGUCGGCGCCUUCAACGCCGACGACUACAUCGCCCUCUGCCGCGGCUGGGACCUGCAGGGCCUCCGCCGGCGAGCCGCCGCCGUCCACCGCCGCUUCGACGCGCUGCUCGAGGAGAUACUCAGGCACAAGGAGGACGCCAGGGAGGCGAGGAAACUCCUCAUGCUCGACGACGACGGCGACGACGGCAGGAAGAAGGAGGCCGCGACGGCGACGAUGCACAAGGACCUGCUUGACAUCCUCAUGGACAAAGCCGAGGACAAGACGGCGGAGGUCAAGCUCACACGGGACAACAUCAAGGCCUUCAUCAUCGACGUGGUCACUGCUGGUUCGGACACGUCGGCGGCCAUGGUGGAGUGGAUGCUGGCGGAAUUGAUGAACCACCCGGAGGCCCUGCGCAACGUGGUGGCGGAGAUCGACGCCGUCGUCGGCGGGGACCGGAUCGCCGGCGAGGCGGACCUGCCGCGGCUGCCAUACCUGAUUGCGGCGUACAAGGAGACGCUGCGGCUGCACCCGGCGGCGCCCAUCGCGCACCGCCAGUCGUCGGAGGAGAUGCAGCUCCGAGGGUUCACCGUGCCGCCGCAGACCGCCGUGUUCAUCAACAUCUGGGCCAUCGGCCGCGACCCGGCAUUCUGGGAGGAGCCCCUGGCGUUCCGCCCGGAGCGGUUCAUGCCUGGCGGCGCCGCCGAGAGCCUGGAGCCCCGCGGGCAGCACUUCCACUUCAUGCCCUUCGGCAGCGGCCGCCGCGGAUGCCCCGGCAUGGGCCUCGCGCUGCAGUCCGUGCCGGCCGUGCUGGCGGCGCUCGUGCAGUGCUUCGACUGGGCCACCGCUGGCGGCGGCGACGACGACGGGGUCAAGGGCAUGCCGAUAGACAUGGAUGAGUCGGACGGCCUGGUGUGCGCUCGCAAGCACCCGCUCCUGCUCCGCCCCACGCCUCGCCUCAACCCCUUCCCGGCCGUCGUCUAGCUCCAUGGGCCCACACCGCGUUAGUGAUGACGAUGUCACUAUACAUUACCUACCCACCAUGGAAGGGCGAAGAGUGUGCAGAUGAGCAAGCAACGAAUCAGAAGCUAGGCAGCACCAUGGAUACGUACGAUGUGUGACAUCUAUUUGUCCUUGUCAUCCCUUGGUUGAGCAUCAACAUCAACUUGGCACUUUGGCAGUACACUGCGUUUUUAUUAAUUAAUAUUAUUAUUAA
Molecule: messenger RNA, 1994 nt
Organism: Setaria italica (foxtail millet)
Lineage: Eukaryota; Viridiplantae; Streptophyta; Magnoliopsida; Poales; Poaceae
Product: cytochrome P450 93G1-like
Exons: 1
Coding region: 143-1762 (539 amino acids)
Cellular component (GO): membrane
Molecular function (GO): heme binding; iron ion binding; oxidoreductase activity, acting on paired donors, with incorporation or reduction of molecular oxygen, NAD(P)H as one donor, and incorporation of one atom of oxygen
Source: RefSeq, a predicted model, not a curated record